CGAAUGCUAUCUCGGAGUUUUGCUGUUAUCACUGAAUUUGUUUUCGAAAAUUGUAAACCGACUUUGUAUUGUUUGUAACGGCUUAUGAAAUUUCUUGAUUUAAUUUAGUGUUUACGGUUCAUAAUAUUGCUAAUAGUUAUUAAUUUGUUAUAAAUUAUGUUACAAAUAUUUAUUAUUCAUACAAUAGCUACUCAUUUGAACACUUUUUGAUUAAUAAAAUUAAUUGUAAAAUGUACUUACAUUUUUCAAUUAUAAGCCAAUUGUCUGUUUAAGUUCUCUUCACUCAUAAUUUCAAUCAAACAUGGGUACUGAUUUUCUGUUAUAUCUACUAUUUGGUUUUAUGCAUUUUGCGGGUUAUGCAUUUACCCAAGAUCCUUCUGGUUACAUAGCCUACUGCCCGUGUAUGGGUCGUUUUGGAAACCAAGCCGACCACUUUCUGGGAGCCAUUGGUUUUGCCAAAGCUUUGAAUCGCACACUCUUGUUACCUCAUUGGAUUGAAUACCGCUAUGGCCAGCAAAAGUCUGUACAAAUUCCGUUUGAUACAUACUUCAAAGUAAAUCCACUUUUAGAGUAUCACAGAGUCGAGUUAAUGAAUGACUUUAUGGCUAAAUAUUCAAAUGAUUUAUGGCCACCAGCAAGUCGAACAUCAUUUUGCUAUAUGCAAAGAGGCGAGUCGGAAGGAUGUAAUGCCAAAGCAGGGAACCCUUUUGAAUCAUUUUGGGAUACAUAUGGCAUUGAUUUUUCAUCUUCUGAAUUUUAUGCCCCCCUGAACUAUGAUGUUUACCAUCACGAUAUGGUAUCAAAAUGGCACGAGAAGUAUCCACCAUCCGAAUGGCCGGUGUUGGCAUUUGUUGGAGCUCCAGCAAGUUUUCCAAUUCAAAAAGAAAAUGUAGAGAUUCAUAAGUAUUUAAAAUGGAAUGACGAAAUAGAUAAGUUGGCAAACUCUUUUAUAAAUAACAGAAUUAAGCCUGGCAAAUUUAUUGGCAUUCACUUGCGCAAUGGUAUUGAUUGGGUCAGGGCCUGCGAACAUAUCACCAAGAACUCUUUGUUGUUCUCAGCCCCACAGUGCUUAGGCUACAGAAAUGAAUAUGGAAAAGCAACAGAAGAAUUAUGCUAUCCAACGUUUGAAACGGUUGUGAAACAACUCAAAAGACUCAUACGGAAAUAUGGCAAAGACAUAAGUACAGUGUUUGUAGCAUCCGACAACAAUCAUCUAAUCCCUGAACUUUCACAUGCAUUAUCAAGUUUUGAUCUGAAAACUGUAAAAUACGAUAGAGAUAAUCCGCACGUAGAUCUUGCAAUAUUAGGCAAGGCGGAUUAUUUUAUUGGCAAUUGUAUAUCUUCAUUCAGUGCUUUUGUUAAACGCGAGAGAGAUUCAAACGGUCUACCUAAUGAAUUUUGGGCAUUUCCUGUUAAUCAAAAAAAUAAUCAAAAGGAUGAAUUGUGAGUAAAAAAGAUUUGUUAACAUACUCAUUUCAAUUUAUUUUUGAAAAAACAUUUAUGAAUUUUUUUAUGUACCUGUAGUAGGUACCACCUAUCUUACUAUUAUAUUCUGAUGUUUUGUACUAUUGUACUUCCUGAGAUGACAAAAGUUAAUAUUGUUUAGUUUUAACUAUUUUAAAUAGGUACUAAUAAUCUAGCACAAUGUUAACCACUGUUGUACCUUUAACAUUUAAAAAUCUUAAUUUGAUUUUUAUGUUACAAUUUACAAGAUAGAUACAGGUAUACCAGUCAUAAGCUAAAGCAAUAUAUUAUUCUCUUAAUAAUAACUACCUCUCAUAUUUGUCUUAUUUAUGGAAUUUCUAAUUUCUUAAUAGUUCAGGUAUAUUUUUAAUUAUGUAAAAAUAUAAUUGCACUAUUUUUAUACUUUGGUACAAUCAGAUAUUGUUUUUAAAAUAAUUGCGGUUACGCAUAUUCUUAUGUAUAUAUAUGAAUUUUUUUUGUGUACCUGAAGUACCAUCUAUCUUGCUAUUAAAAUCUGAUGUUUUGUACUUUUGUAUUUCCUGAGAUGACAAUUAUAUAUUAUUUAGAUUAUAUUGUUUAUAUUGUUUAGAGUUUUAACUAUUUAUAGUAGUUAAAAUAGGUAGUAAUGAUCUAGAAAAAUGUUAACCACUGUACCUAUAACUUGUACCUAAAAUUUAAAAUUUCUAACUUGAUUUUUAUGUUACAAUUUACAAGAUAGAUACAGGUAUACCGGUCAUAAGCUAAAGCAAUAUAUUUUUCUCUUAAUAAUACAGCCCCUCAUAUUUGUCCUGUUUAUGGAAUUUAUAAUUUCUAAAUAGUUUAGGUAUAUUUUUAAUUAUGCAAAAAUAUAAUUGCACUAUUUUUAUACUUUGUGUACAAUCAGAUAUUUUUUUUAAAAUAAUUGUGGUUAAGCAUAUAUUUAUGUAUAAAAAUGAAUUUCAUUAUACUCUGUCCCACGAGAGAUCGUGUCGUGGCCUGACCAAAAUUGGUUUUUCUGCGCGUCACCACUCAACACCCUGCCACAGGGGAACCGGUUUUGACAGCAGGGUGACGUAGGUGAUGCGCAGAACUGGCACGUUCUCUCGUGGGACAGAGUAUAGGUAAUUUCUUUUCUAAUAUAUUUUUAUUGAAUGUAAUUUUUGUAUAUAUAUUUUUUUGAACCCAUAUUACAUUAAAUAUUUUUUAUUCUGUAUACCAACCUAGUACUUAUUAUUUAUUAUCUUUACAUACCCUCGUAUCUACCCAUCAAUUUAUUAAAUUUUUUUCGCCUUCCAAUUAUUAUUUACACAAACAUGGACAGAUUUGUAAAUUGUUUUCAGUUCAAGGAGGCUCAAUUGAAAAAUAUUAUUACUAAUUAAUCAAAAAAUUUAAAUUAUUUUCAACUUAACAAUAUUAAUAAGUGUAAUAAUAUUAUACACAGGGUAUGUAUUAUCUGUCAAAUGUGUGUGCUGUCCCUUAAGUGUAAUGUACCUAUUUGUAAGAAAGUGUUCAUAUACAUUAAGCUUUAUCAACCAAUGUUUUAAAUAAAACACAAUUUGUAUUAUUAAAAAUUAA
Messenger RNA from Acyrthosiphon pisum (pea aphid), 3018 nucleotides. RefSeq names its product O-fucosyltransferase 1 (gene O-fut1). The record is from RefSeq and is a predicted model, not a curated record. Gene Ontology annotation, biological process: Notch signaling pathway; protein O-linked glycosylation via fucose. The transcript has 2 exons. Bases 302 to 1447 code for a protein of 381 amino acids. Lineage: Eukaryota; Metazoa; Arthropoda; Insecta; Hemiptera; Aphididae. Gene Ontology annotation, molecular function: peptide-O-fucosyltransferase activity.